GCAUGAUCUGACAGAAAAACGUUCCAUCUGAAAAUUUUUGACCAGUGUUAUUGUAGAGUUGGUUAUUCCCCCAUUUUUCCUGCCUUCCAUCCUUCCUCCACCCCCUCGUUGGAGCCCGGGGAAUCUUCCAACCACUAGGAACCAAUCAUCAUCUUCUGGCUGGAUCUCCCUUCAGAACCCUGAUAUUCGAUGAUUCCCAUGGCUUGGGAACAUCUCCCUGACUGGCUCAUUGCGUCAUCUCCUCUAGGACUAUGCCAUAAACUACUGGAAGGACAACGAUGCCCCAGCUGAGAAGCUGAUGGUUGGAUUCGGGGCCUAUGCCCGCACCUUCACCCUCAACGACCCUUCCAACCAUGGCCUGGUUGCCCCAGCCUCCGGCCCAGGUGCCGCGGGAGCUUACACCCUGGCCUACUUUGAGGUCUGUACCUUCUUGAAGAGCGGAGCCACCGUCAUGUGGAAUGCCCUUCAGGAUGUCCCUUAUGCCUACAAAGGAAAUCAGUGGAUUGGCUAUGACAACCCUAAGAGCUUCGCCAUCAAGGUAAACCUGUUGUCUGUCAUCUCUUUGUGCUCCGGGUAAGGGCUUUCACCCCUGUAUCAGGCUACAAAACUACACUGCUCUCUGGAGGGUGGGACAGAGGCCACUAUUCCAUACUAAUCCUUGCCAGUUAACGUCUUACAGGAUCUCCACAUUGCUUCUUCCUCAGCCUAGAGGAUCCCACUAUCGAGCAAGAUAAGAGUGAAUUCCCCUCUGUUUCGUCACGCUUCUCAGGACUGGAUGUGAACUGAGACGCUUGAUAUUCCUUACAGGUUCCUAGACUCAAGCUGAAAAUGAUCAGGGUAUCAACACUAUAUAGUGUUAACACCUUGGGAUAAAGUGCACAAUUUACAUCCGAUCUGUAUUGCUCUAGUUUGCUGUGAACCUGACCCAAAGCCCACUGAAGUCAAUGGGAGUCUUGAAUAGACUUUGAAUCAGGUUCUAUGCCAGCUCUGUUGCUAUUUAAAGAUUUAGCUUGCAGCCCUUUAUCUACUCCCAUUGAUGUCCAGUCUUUAAUGUGAGCAAAGACUGCAGGCUGAGGCCCUGAAACCUUCAGAUAAGAUACAACUUCAACACAAGGGAAGGCAUGGUUUAGAGUAUCUUUACUGAUGCAUUUACAACUCUGCUUAAAAAUCUUCUCUCACAGGCAAAGUGGCUGCUGGAGAACAAUUUUGGAGGUGCCAUGGUUUGGGCUAUUGAUCUAGACGACUUUACUGGCACAUCCUGUGGAGAAGGCAAAUACCCUCUGAUGAACUCCUUGACAUCUGUCUUGGGUGUCACCACCCCCAGGAAGCAACACCCCAGUGCCUGAGGCAUGGAGUGAGAUGACCAGCAUUCGUCUGAACUCUUCUCCAGGCCUGCAUCUCCUCCUGUCUUACCUCCUGCAAUCUCCUCCUCUUCGGCCAUGCUGACACCCCUCUCAGGUCUAUUCAAAGAGCUGCUGUUGAGACCAUCUUCCUGGCAUGUCAUUCUGACCAUGCCAGCCCCACCCCACUCUGAAUCCCUCCUCUAUUUCUUCCUUCUCCACCACACCAAAUUCAAGCUUUUUGUCCUCCCCUUGAAGCCCCUUUUCGGCUUUGUUCCUCACCUUCUUAUCUGCUCUCACAUCCUAUUGUGUUGCUCCCUCUGCUCUGCCAGUGAAGCCAGCCUUCCGCA
This is a messenger RNA of Dermochelys coriacea (leatherback sea turtle), 1690 nucleotides long. RefSeq names its product acidic mammalian chitinase-like. Gene Ontology annotation, biological process: chitin catabolic process; carbohydrate metabolic process. The record is from RefSeq and is a predicted model, not a curated record. Gene Ontology annotation, cellular component: extracellular region. The coding region runs from base 299 to 577 and encodes 92 amino acids. Gene Ontology annotation, molecular function: chitinase activity; chitin binding. The transcript is spliced from 2 exons. Lineage: Eukaryota; Metazoa; Chordata; Testudines; Dermochelyidae.